Molecule: messenger RNA, 1771 nt
Organism: Ictalurus punctatus (channel catfish)
Lineage: Eukaryota; Metazoa; Chordata; Actinopteri; Siluriformes; Ictaluridae
Gene: cgrrf1
Product: cell growth regulator with ring finger domain 1
Exons: 6
Coding region: 136-1188 (350 amino acids)
Biological process (GO): negative regulation of cell growth
Source: RefSeq, a predicted model, not a curated record
GCUGUUAACCCGGAAGUGUGUGUUAUCCGGAGGUUCCAGUGUUGUGACAGCGCCGCUGUGUGUUAUUUUAGUUCCGUAAUUUCACUGGAACUCUCUGAUGUGCGGUUUUAUUCUAAAUUAAAACUGUGUUAGUGAAUGUUUAAUUUCCGGUAUAUUUCCGGUAUGGCGGCGGAGUUUAUAGUAAAGCUGUAUGAAUAUUCUCCACUUUUUUACAUCAGUGUGAUAGCAGUGUGUUUCAUCCUGACUGUGGCUGCAGUGUUGGGCUGGUUUGGCUUUGAUGUGCCGGUGAUUGUGAGAAGUUCAGAUGAAGGUGAUUCUCUUCCUCCUGCUCCAGAGAAGAAGAUGGUUCAGGUUCCCAAUCCGUUCUCUCUGGAGAUCAACACAAACACCACACUGGGAUCAGUAACGGAUGGUGUAUGUCUGCAGCCAUAUUGUUUAGAGGAGUGUGUGUUGAGUUGUUAUUGGGGCUGCAGUGUUCAGGCUCUACAGUUUGCCCUGCAGGAACACCGCUACACACGAAGACUGAACACAGCGCAUUUAUUCCAACAGGCUUUACAGGGGCAGUACCUGCACUGCCACACCUUCAUCAUGGGUAAAGGUCAGAGGUCGGAGUGCAUCACUCAGAUGCCUUCAGAUCUCGGAGUAACAGAUUUCGGCUUCCUCCCAAGAGAUCGCUAUCCGCUAGUCGCUGUUCUCACCUUAGCUAAGGUGGAGGACAGAGAUGUCUACGACAUUGUGGUGAGUGUUACAGUUCUCCACGUUCCUGAUGAUAAGUACCGGCUCUCUGCGAGGAUCCUGUUCCACGUCCUGCUCACUGCUGAUGGAAACAUGUUCGAUCUAAAGCCACUCUUCAUGUCCACUGACGGCACAAGCCCCACCCCUACGGAGGAAGAGGUAAAGCCACAUGAAGAAGAACCAAAGGAUGAAGAGGUGGAGUCGGAUACAGAGGGGGCGUGGCCAGGAACUGUAGGGCGGGACUGUGUGGUGUGUCAGAAUGCGGCAGUGAACCGUGUGUUGUUACCGUGUCGUCAUGCGUGUGUGUGUGACGAGUGUGUGUGGAGGUUUCAGCAUUGCCCCAUGUGCCGAGCCUUCGUCUGCGAGUCCUUCACCCUGUCUCCGCCCACAACCACUCCCCCUGUCCCGAGGGGCGGGGCUUAUAACACAGACAUGCACAGCACUGCUUUUUAAUGAUUGUUAUUUUAAACAGUAAUGAUUUCGAAACCCUUUUGGAGGAACUAAAGUAGCAGGAACUUUUCAUUUUACUUCAUCAUCUGAAUCUGAUGUUAUUCCGAACACACUCCUGUGUAAAUAAAAUUACACUGAAAUUCAAUUCAUACCACAAACAUGUCACUGUGAUCAGCCCACUGUGGGCGUGUCCCAGACCACACCCCCUUUUCACCAUAAUGCAGUGCACUAUGGGUAGUAUGUAGACAUAGUUUGGUCACUGACCUGCUGCAGUGCAUUAUGGGAUGUGCAGUAGAUUUCCUCCACUGUGUAUAAAACAUUAAAGCUAGUGCACUAUGUAGUGAACACGAUGGAGUUUAGGACAAACGCUGUAAUAUUGUGUACAUAAAUAUUAUUUUAUAUAUUUAUUAGUCUACUAAUAAACUUUAAACUGAUGUUUAAAGUCAUCAGUGUUUAAAUAAAGUGUCACUCAGAGGAGUGUUACUUUAAAAUAAUCUAAAUAAAAGUGAAACGUGCUGAAAAAUCAAAACUGUUGAUUUUAUUUGCUAUAAUUGUGGAUUUAAUAAAUAAAUCACAGAGGACUGGA